Molecule: messenger RNA, 1467 nt
Organism: Ilex paraguariensis (yerba mate)
Lineage: Eukaryota; Viridiplantae; Streptophyta; Magnoliopsida; Aquifoliales; Aquifoliaceae
Source: the annotation of a GenBank genome assembly
AUGCUAGUUGACACUAGAUCAAACUCAAUAGUGAAGAAGUUUGAAAGACAGGAUGUUAAAUACUGUGAAGAUUUAAAGCACAUGAAGCAAAAGAUCAAGAAACUCGAUGAGAAAAAUGGCAAGGAUUCAACAAUGAUUAUUGACAUAACAAAAGAUCAUGGUAUAGAUGAUCUCGAGACAAUUCUUGUUCCUUUAGCACAUCAUUUUAGAUCAAUGCUCCUCAAUUCAUGGAAAGAAAGAAGUAAGCAAUACUGGGAAGUUGGUGGUAACUGCAAUAUGGCCAUAGCAGCAGCAAGACUGGGACUUCAUUGUGUUGCAAUUGGUCAUGUUGAUGUUCUUCAUGAUGAAGGAAUUGGUACGGUUGGGAUGAGUGACCUGAAUGACAAUGUUGACAGUUCACGUGUUGCAUAUGAGACACUUCUAUGCUGGGUUUUGGUGGACUCUUUUCACAGACAUAGUUUUUGCAGUCGAGCAGAUUUUUGUAAAGAGCCUGCAUUCAGUUGGCUGAGCAAGCUGUCUAUUGAAGGAAAGACCCGAGUGAUAGGAACACCCGAAAAACAGAGAGCACUUGACAAGUUCUUGAGGAUGAGUGAUGUUCUUCUGCUAACGUCUGAGGAGGCUAAAUCAUUGACUGGCAUAGGAAAUCCAAUACUGGCAGCCCAGGAGUUGCUUAGGAAAGGGUUCCGCACAAAAUGGGUGAUUGUUAAAAUGGGUGCAAAGGGCUCAAUUCUAAUAACCAUGUCAAAUAUAUCUUGUGCACCUGCAUUCAAGACAUCACAACAAUCUUCUUUGUAUCUUAAUGUGUUGUCUAGAAAGGAUGGUGCACAGUGUUGCACUGCUAGGGGUAUCAGAAAUUACAGACUCCCACUUGGGAAACUUGCAUUGGUUGACUUACAAGGCCUUAACCAUCAAGAGAAGCUUGCUUUUUGGAUCAACACUUACAAUUCGUGCAUGAUGAAUGCCUUUCUAGAACAUGGAAUACCAGAGAGCCCUGAGUUGGUGGUUGCACUAAUGCAAAAGCCUUCUUUGAGGCUUUUGGCAAUACAAUUUAUGCCCCAAGGUUGUGACUUGGUGUGGAAACAUGUUGUCCGGAAAGGGGAUGCGGUUGUUGAUGCCACUUGUGGAAAUGGGUAUGACACCUUGGCAAUGCUCAAAAUGGUUGCUGAUCAGUCAAAGAGAGGUCGUGUUUAUGCAAUGGAUGUUCAAAAAGUUGCUAUGGAAAGCACUUCAUCUUUGUUAGAUCAAUCAGCCAGUUCAGAUGAGAAAGAACUUGUUGAGCUAUACAGCAUUUGUCACAGUAAAAUGGAGGAAAUUGUUCCAAAGGCAUCAUGCUGGAUGUGUUUUAGCAGAAUCAGUUCAGGAGGUAUAUUGAAUGGAGCAGGCAGUUUAAUGGGGCUGUAUCUGCUGCGUUUAUGCUAUACUGCUAAGCAGGGUUUGAGGAUAGCUGCUGGGAUGAUGCCAGCGUGA